AUGAAGUCUGAUAUUUUAGGUAAUCCUAGUGAAGUCACUGCCCCUAAACUCAUGAAGAAAUUGAUAGCAAUAAUAAUGAGUGAAGCACAUUUUAUAGGAGGUGUAAUUGCAGGAGGGGGUGUUGGAGGAAACUCAUUAGCCCCUAGAGCUGCUUUCGGAGGAUUUGGCAUGGGUCUAACAAAUGCUCAGGAUAAGAAAGGCCAGCAAGGUUCGGGGCAACCAUUUGGAAACUUCAUAAUCAAAGAUUCCAAUCAAUCUUUUCCAAAAUCAUUGGAGAAAAAGUCAGAAGGAAAAACAUCUGAAUUCAAUCAAAAUUUUAACAUGUCUUCAUUUGAUGAUCAUCCUUUAACACCUUUGAACAACACAUUUGAUAACCUGCCCUUUGGAAACACUACAAGCAAAGGACUCAAUAAUCAACCUUUCAAUAUAACUUUAGGCAACACAUUUGGACCUCCCUUGAACAAAUCCUCUGAUCUACGUUUUAGUAAUUUAAGUCGCGAAUUUAACCAAUUACCCAUCAGUAUACCGUCGUUAGAAGCAGCCAACAAUAACUCUAGUCGCGAACACUCUUCAUUUGGUAACUAUCCGGGGAUGUACUUUAACCAAACAUCAUCUCAAUUUUCUAAAAAGAACUCGACCAAGAGUUCAUCAACUCGUGCAUCUAAGGAAUCGUCUAAAAAAUCUUCAAGUGAAGCAUCUAAACAAUCUUUAGAAAAAUCUUCUAAAAGUUCUAAGGGAUACAAAUCAAGGGCAACUUCAAAAACAUCUACAAGAAGCACUUCAAGACAAGAAUCAAAACAAUCUUCUAAAAAAUCGCGAAGUAAAGUAUCUAGAAAAUCUUCUAAAAAAUCAGCAAGUCGUAAAUCAUCAAGCAAAGGUUCUACAAUAAACUCGAACAAGAGUUCAAGGAAAGCAACAUCAUCUCAUUCUACCAUGAAGUCAUCAAGAAGCCACACAUCUUCUGGUAAACAAACAUUCAAAGGAUCAAGGAAACUUUUGAUCACUUCUCAAUAG
This is a messenger RNA of Chenopodium quinoa (quinoa), 1014 nucleotides long. RefSeq names its product dr1-associated corepressor homolog. Lineage: Eukaryota; Viridiplantae; Streptophyta; Magnoliopsida; Caryophyllales; Amaranthaceae. The transcript has 3 exons. The coding region runs from base 1 to 1014 and encodes 337 amino acids. The record is from RefSeq and is a predicted model, not a curated record.